Prorocentrum cordatum is the source of this 525-nucleotide messenger RNA. The record is from the annotation of a GenBank genome assembly. Lineage: Eukaryota; Dinophyceae; Prorocentrales; Prorocentraceae.
AUGUAUAACGCUGGCAUCAGCGCGUGCGAGAAAGGCAUGCAGUGGCAGCGUGCAAUGUUGUUGCUGCUGGACAUGCAGGACGAGGCGGUGGAGCUUAACAUUAUCAGUUACAACGCUGGAAUUAGUGCGUGCGUGUCGAACGGGCAGUGGCAGCAAGCACUGUCGUUGUUGAAGGACGCUCAAGACGUGAAGCUGGAACGAGACGUGAUCAGCUUCAGUUCAGGAAUUAGCGCGCUGGAGAAGGGUGGGCAGUGGCAGUUGGCUUUGCUUCUGCUCAUGGAGUUGCGUCAAGACUUCCCAGCAAACCUCAUCGCCUAUAGUGCUGGAAUCGCCGCAUGUCGAAAAAGUGGGCAAUGGCAGUGGGCUCUAUCACUGCUGAGGGAAUCGCAGGACAACUUGUUGGAGGCGAACAUCGUGACCUACAUCACUUGCAUUCGUUCGUGCAGGGAGUGGGGCCAGUGGCAGGUUGCGAUAUCGUUGCUAAGCGAGUUAUUUCUGAUUUACAAAUUGAGCGGGAUGCCAUGA